Messenger RNA from Helobdella robusta, 1583 nucleotides. RefSeq lists its product as hypothetical. Gene Ontology annotation, molecular function: chitin binding. Lineage: Eukaryota; Metazoa; Annelida; Clitellata; Rhynchobdellida; Glossiphoniidae. The transcript is spliced from 6 exons. The record is from RefSeq and is a predicted model, not a curated record. The coding region runs from base 160 to 1188 and encodes 342 amino acids.
AAUACACUGACAUCUUAACUGAAGACAACGCAACUCAGUCUUAAUGUAAAAAUAGUCGGAAAGUAUUUUUACCAUUUUUACUAGAGGAAUAAUUUUAUAAGUUAAACAAUAUUGUUUUUAAAUCAGUUAACUGAACAGUGCUCAAGAAGUGAAAGUAACAUGACAUUCAAAGUCCUAUGGUUCGUCACAGCGUUGAGCUUGAUUGAAUUCGGCCGCACUGAACGUUCUCUUGACAAGUACAACUGCAACAGAAAUAAACCAUGCACCCAAUACUUCAGAGAUUGUGGCCAGUACUACUUUGCUUAUGAUGCCAGCGACUCCAAAUUUGUUCAAUGUGAUGAGUGGGGAGGUUGUUUCGUCAUGCCAUGUGCUCUUGGAACUGUCUGGAGUUCUGAAGCCUACACGUGUGUUCAUGGAAACUCAGACAACAACAGAGUUACCACUACGACUACAGCAGCAACAACAACAACUAAAUUUGUUCCAGAUCAAGGAAAAUAUAACUGUCUCAACAAAAAACCAUGCACUCAAUACUUUAGAGAUCGUGGCCAGUACUAUUUUGCUUAUGAUGCCAGCAACUCCAAAUUCGUUCAAUGUGAUGAGUGGGGAGGUUGUUUCGUCAUGCCAUGUGCUCCUGGGACUGUCUGGAGUUCUGAAGCCUACACGUGCAUUUGGGGGAACGCUGACUCCAAUGAAGUUACCACAACGACGACUACGACAACAACUACCAAAUUUUUUCCAGAUCUUGGCAAGUACAACUGUGACAGAAACAAACCAUGCACCCAAUACUUCAGAGAUCGUGGCCAGUACUACUUUGCUUAUGAUGCCAGCAACUCCAAAUUUGUUCAAUGUAAUGAGUGGGGAGGUUGUUUCGUCAUGCCAUGUGCUCCUGGGACUGUCUGGAGUUCUGAAGCCUACACGUGCAUUCAUGGAGACUCCGAUGCUGAUGAAGUUACCACUGAAGCAACAACAACCACAACCACAAAGUUCGUUCCAGAUCUUGGCAAGUACAACUGCUACAACAAAAAACCAUGCACUCAAGACUUCAGAGAUCGUGGCCAGUACUAUUUUGCUCAUGAGGCCAGCAAAUACAUAUACAUUCGAUGUGAUAAGUGGGGAGGUUGUUAUAUCAUGCCUUGCUGGCUUGGAACUGUAUGGGAUUCUGCAGCUUAUAAAUGCGUUCGUAGAUGAACUGUUGACAGAAAGUAAAAUAUAGAGAGUGCUAAUAAUUCACCAAGUGGCUUGUUCAAUGCUGCUGAUAGUUUUAACGCAUUCUCAUCUUUUCUCAAUGUUGCCAUAUAUUAAAUGAGACCAACGUUUUAAAAUUGCUCGUUUUUUUUAGAUUUGUAUUCGUUUAAUUUUUUUCAAUAAAUGAACGUUUCUUGGCUUUAAAAUUGAUCCUGAAAUUUCAAACAGAUCAAUAAUUAUAAUUUUUUAUUCAAAUGUUAUUUGAUUGUUAAAUUUCUGGGCUCCAUGAUCAAAACUUUUUUUACAUUUCAUGUUUUUGAUUUGUUUUUAAUGUUAAUGUCUGAUUUCAAAGAAACAAAUUUAUUUUAAAAUAAAAAUUUUUACGUGAAAAAAUCUUA